UGUUUGAGCCUGACUUCUCUGAUCUUCCCCUUCUUCCAUUGCCCCCUUCUUAUCACCUGAUAAGACAUAUCAUGUGGAGAUACUCUGCACAUGCACAGUUUGUUUUUUUUUUCUUGGGAGAGUACAUGUGAUCAGCACAGGGCCAAUCAGCACUGUCCGAACAGAGGUCAGGGCUUCUGCAUCCUCCUAGCGCAGAAGGAAAACUCCUCCUACAAGAUUUACCAGUGCUCUGCUGAACACUGAUAGAAGUCACAAGACUGCUCUAACUGCUAAGAAAAGGUAUUUAGACAUUUAUAUUUACUAA
This is a messenger RNA of Staurois parvus, 304 nucleotides long. The record is from the annotation of a GenBank genome assembly. NCBI's taxonomy places the organism in Eukaryota, Metazoa, Chordata, Amphibia, Anura, Ranidae.